Messenger RNA from Clonostachys rhizophaga, 2589 nucleotides. The record is from the annotation of a GenBank genome assembly. Lineage: Eukaryota; Fungi; Ascomycota; Sordariomycetes; Hypocreales; Bionectriaceae.
AUGCCUCUUCGCAAAGAUCUCAAGGACACAGACCUUCUCAUCCCGGAUGACAAGGUCAAAUUCCACCCACCAACCGGUCUCUCUGUCCUCAUUGUGGGUGCCGGAGUGGCAGGCCUGAUGUCGGCACUCGAAUGUAGACGCAAAGGUCACGAUGUUCGUGUCAUUGAGAGGGUCCCAUCUCCCAGUACCGAAGGGGACUUUUUCACCAUUGGCAGCCAAGUUAUUCGCCAUUUCCAGCUUCAUUGGCCGAAGUUGGCCGAGGAAUUCGACAGGAUCAACUACACCGGAUUGGUUGCUUACCAUAAGAUUACCGGUGAACGUGUUUCUGAACCUGAAGAACCAUCGUUUGUUGAUAUCGCAUACACCCAUCCAGAUGGUACAGAGAGAACCGUCAAGUGGCAUCGCCACAACCGACCCAAGUUCGUCGCGGCCCUUUUGGACCAAGUCAAAAGUGUCGGCGUUGACGUCAGUCAUGGUCACCGCGUCACUGACUACUUCGAGGACGAGGAGGCGAAGGAAGCAGGUGUCAUCCUUCAGGAUGGCAGUAAGCUCAAGGCGGAUGUUGUCAUUGCUGCUGAUGGCGUGGGAACCAAGAGUCACAAUCUCGUGAGUGGCCACGACAUUCGAGCUUACCCGAGUGGAUUCUCCAUCCUCCGUACUGCCUUUCCCAUCGAGCUGGCUAUGGAGGAUCCUGACAUCGCGGCACGAUGGCCCUUGUAUGAUGGUUCGCGCCCACUUAUUGAGAUGUGGCUGGGAGAAGGCCUCUCUUUCGGCGUUCAGAGAUAUACUGACCUCAUUGCUUGGCACAUGACUCACAAGGGGACCAAUACAGGCUACGAGUCCUGGAGCCAUCACAUCGACGUCAACAAGGUCCUUGAAAUAACGGCUCAAAUAUCAGGAUUCCCCGAGAUAGCCACCCGAUUGAUGAAGAAGACACCCAAGGACGGUAUCAUCGACUGGGAACUCAUGUGGCGCGAUCCGCGUGAGAACUGGGCGUCGCCUCAUGGCCGUGUGAUACAGGUGGGAGACAGUGCCCACACGUUCCUCCCAUCCUCUGGCAACGGCGCUACCCAGGCCAUGGAAGACGCCAUCUCCUUGGCCACUUGCCUCCAGAUCGGCGGUAAGAGCAACAUCAGUCUCGCGACCAAAGUUCACACAAAGCUUCGAUUCCAGCGCACUGCCUGUUUCCAGCUACUGGGGUUCAUAAACCACCAGCGCCAGAACAAUACUAAGUUCGCGGCUGUCGAGGCCGAUCAGGCCAUAUACAAAACACACAUAGGCAAGUGGGCGGACCAUGAUCCAGAGGCAUACGCUUAUGCCAACUAUGGCAACAUUGUCGCACACUUGUUCCAGGGGACGCCAUUCAAAGCCACGAAUAUCCCACCUGGGAACUCUCUGAUCCUGGAGCCAAAAGACAAGCAAUACCUACAGUUCUUCUCGUUCACAACGGUCUUUGCCCAGUAUGAUUUCGGAGACGCCAGCUGUCUUCGCUACAUCACCCAGGAACUGGCAAUGUCCAACAGCAUCAUCAUGAAUAUGGUUCUCGCCAUCUCCGCCAGCGAGAUGCAUAGGCAGGGUCUCCAAAGUAACGGCGCCGAUUGUGGUCUGCGUCGUUACGCUCUCGCCAUGGAGGACUUGCGUGUGGGCCUGGAACGAGUGGCAGGCGUCAGGCCGAAAAUAGGAGUCGAGAUCCUGCUUUUGUCUAUCUUCCUGAUGUUGAAUUACGAGAUUCAUUAUUCGACUUCGCCGGAGCGUAUCAGAGCCCAUCUAGAGGGUCUUCGUGCCCUAGCUUGCUCGAAUGUGACCUUUCUUCGGCAGGAAGCAAAAUACGACCAUCCCGACGAAGAAGGAGAGGCUGCCAAUCUCUCCAUGUGUUGUCAGAUCAUUGUGUGGUCAAUAUAUCUCGACAUAUCCAUGACCAUUUCGGGCGCAUCCAAGUCUCUCUUAACCGAACUCACCGGAUCGCAAAGGCCUUUAUUCGACUUCCGUCGGCUUUGCGCCAAUGCUCGACGUACUAACCUGCUCCUGUGGAAACAUCGAUAUUCGCCCCAGCAACGUUUGAGAGAUGCCACGUUCGCGCGGCCUAUGGAAUUCGGCUUCCAAGUCCUGUCGGCUCGAUUCCACAUCUGGAGCUGGGAAGCAAACGGCAAGCAUUGCUCAGAUAUCGAGAACCACCCGUCAUCAUGGCUCAGCCGAUUAUUUGAUUCGCAGGAAUUUUACUCGGAUUUGUUCAUUAUAGCCGAUGUUGCUAAUGAGCUCACAUGGAGAGUCGGCACAGAGGUCGUAGUAAGGCUCGUCAGCUUCUUCUGGGCCACAAUUCUUUACUACUAUCGCGUCACUGGAGACAAUCAAGUGACAGAAGGUUUCCGGCAGGACGCAGUGUGCAAGCUUGCCCACCUCCUCUUCAUCCAUUCUAAGAACAUCGGUGAUAAACGCCAGCAAGUUCGGAUUGCAUGGCCGGUUUUCAUUGCUGCUAUCGAGACGACCGACCAGAUCCACAGAGACUGGCUGCUGGGCAGGCUAAGGGGCUGUCGAAAUGCUGAUCAGUAUUACUCCUUGGAAUACACCAUCGCCCUAGACAGAUGUUAG